AUGGACUACGGCCACUACAACUGCCGCGACUACCACAUCUCGCCUCACUUCGCGCCCACAACCCUAACCAACGAACACCGCUCCUCCCCUCUCCUCUACCGCCAUGAAUCCUUCGAAGAGCUGGAACAACGCUCCCGCUCCCCAGCAAGCCUGCAACCGAAAUUCCCCCUCCUCAAACUCCCGCUCGAACUACGACGGCAGAUUUUCCAAUACCUGCUCCCGCGCACCCUCGAGCACCACGACCCGAACCCGCUGGCGAGCCACAUCCGGCGCUUCAGCGCGGUGCGGAAGCGCGUGGAAAAGGGCAUGAUACUCCCACCACCACCACAACAGCCCUCGUCGGCUGGGAUCUCCCCCGGACCACCGGCGAAGAAUAAUAACGUCGUCUGGCAGAAGGGGAACGUGCGACUGCUGCAAGUCUGCCGCCAGCUGCACGGGGAAUGCGCGGAGCUGCUGUACGGGGAGAACACGUUCCUGCUCUUCAUCACGUACUCGGGCAUCACGUUUCGGUUUUCCUGGCUGACGCGGGCGGGCAUGGCUCCCAAUCGACGGUAUGAGUUUCUCGAACUGCUGGGGGAGAGGUACCUGGCAUUGGUGAAGCGGGUGAUUGUGAAUGUGGAUCAUGUGGAUAGCUAUACCGGCAUGAUUAAAUUCAAUGUCAGCGGCAAGGGCUUGACGCAUGGGUUGCGGAAGCAGGUCAGGAGGCUUGUGGAUGCUUUGCAGCCUCCGAUGGUGGUGUCGGCUGGUUUAAAUGAGAGUGGACGGAAAGUCUUGCAGACUGGCAGGAACGAUGGGACGACGGAUUGUCCGCCUCAGCCGCCGGAUUCUGCUGCGGAGGAAGAGUGGGCGUACAUUUCGCACGCAGAUGCGCAGGAUGAGCCAGCUGAGCAGGAGAGGAGGCUAGCUAAGGUGCUCAUUCGGGUCUCGAACGGCAACGCUUUCCUGGAUCAAAGGAAGAGCGAAGCUGUCCAAGCGCGCGAGGGCAGCAUUCGAACGUCGGAGGAUUUGGAAGAAAUGCUCGAGCCAUUCGGAGAUCUGCGAGGCGUGCGCGAGGCCGCGAUCACUGGAGCGGUCACGCAAAGCUUCUCUGCCAAGCUGAGGGGUCAAAUGAUGAGCGAGGAGAAGAGGCCGGAGGCGUCGGUCUCGUCGAUCACGAGAGGCGUGAGAGACUUUGACGUGGCUACGAUGCCGCAGCUCUGUGUAUAUGGAAACGAUUUAUGA
This is a messenger RNA of Lecanosticta acicola, 1221 nucleotides long. Lineage: Eukaryota; Fungi; Ascomycota; Dothideomycetes; Mycosphaerellales; Mycosphaerellaceae. The record is from the annotation of a GenBank genome assembly.